Triplophysa rosa is the source of this 2846-nucleotide messenger RNA. It is a transcript of the gene fech, whose product is annotated as ferrochelatase. Bases 508 to 1737 code for a protein of 409 amino acids. The transcript is spliced from 12 exons. Gene Ontology annotation, biological process: heme biosynthetic process. Gene Ontology annotation, molecular function: protoporphyrin ferrochelatase activity. NCBI's taxonomy places the organism in Eukaryota, Metazoa, Chordata, Actinopteri, Cypriniformes, Nemacheilidae. The record is from RefSeq and is a predicted model, not a curated record.
CUUUGUCAAAAAAACCUGUCAAAAUGAUUCGCUGCAUUCGGGUUAGCGUGUGUUAUUAGUUUUGAGAGGUUGUUAUCUGGGAAUAACGAACCUGCAAAUGUCGCUACUGGCCAAUCAGAAUCAAGCGUUCCAACGGGACAUUUACAUUUAGUCAUUUAGCAGCAGACGCUUUGGAUAAAAGCGACUUACAGAUGAGGGAAACAACGGAAGCAAUUGGAACAACAUAAGGACAAUAAAAGCAGAAGUGCAAUAAAAGAAAAUUGGUCUCAUAUAACCACCACAGUAUACAGAGCGAAAGAGUAGAGAAGAGAUAGAAGUCAGAACGGAUCGGUCAGGUGUUGACGGAAGAGAUGUGUUUUCAGACGGUUCUUAAAGAUGGAGACAGAAUCUGCUGAUCUUGUAGCAGCGGGCAGAUCAUUACACAGAUGUGGAACCGAUCCCGAGAAGCUUGACCGUUUCUGAUUGUAUUUCAAUUGGAAGAGAAGAGAAAGUUCCUCACAGCUGUGAAUGAUGGCAGUUCUGGGCAGCGCGUGCCGGCUCGUGCAGCUGGUCAGACGCAGCCCGUCCAGUUUGUGCAUGAGCGUGUUUCCCAGACGACAGUCGACAGCCGCAGCAGCUGCGUUUGCCAGUUCACCCACUCCAGAGACUCAGGAGAACAGGAAACCAAAAACAGGGAUUCUGAUGUUGAAUAUGGGCGGCCCAGAGAAACUCCAAGACGUUCAUGAUUUUCUCUUACGACUUUUCAUGGACACUGACCUCAUGAAACUUCCUGUACAAAAUCAACUGGGCCCGUUCAUAGCCAAACGCCGCACCCCGAAGAUCCAAGAGCAAUACAGUAAGAUUGGAGGAGGGUCUCCUAUCAAAGCCUGGACCACCAUGCAGGGGGAAGGGAUGGUGAAACUUUUGGAUGAGAUGUGUCCAGAAAGCGCUCCUCAUAAGUUCUACAUUGGUUUCCGGUACGUUCAACCUCUGACUGAAGAUGCCAUAGAACAGAUGGAGAAAGAUGGAGUAGAGCGAGCCGUCGCCUUCACACAGUAUCCACAAUACAGCUGCUCCACAACAGGCAGCAGUCUGAAUGCCAUCUACAGGUACUACACUAACCGUGGUGACAGGCCGAAGAUGCGCUGGAGUGUGAUUGACAGGUGGCCGACACACCCCCUUCUGAUCGAGUGUUUUGCGGAUCAUGUUCGUAAUGAACUGGAGCAGUUUCCUCCGGAGAAGCGUAAUGAUGUGGUGAUCUUGUUCUCCGCUCACUCUCUGCCCAUGGCUGUGGUGAACAGGGGCGAUCCAUAUCCUCAGGAGGUGGGAGCGACGGUUCAGAGGGUCAUGGAUCGACUGGGUCACUGUAACCCGUACAGACUCGUCUGGCAGUCAAAGGUGGGGCCGAUGGCGUGGUUGGGUCCACAGACUGAUGAUGUCAUCAAAGGUUUGUGUCAGCGUGGGAAGAAGAAUCUCCUGCUGGUGCCCAUCGCCUUCACCAGCGACCACAUCGAGACGCUGCAUGAACUCGACAUCGAGUACUCGCAGAUCCUCGGAGAGGAGUGUGGUGUGGAGAACAUCAGGAGGGCAGAAUCUCUGAAUGGAAAUCCUCUGUUUUUCAGGGCGCUGGCUGAUCUGGUUCAGUCUCAUCUGAAGUCUAAUGAGCAGUGUUCCCGUCAGCUCACCCUCCGCUGUCCACUCUGUGUCAACCCCACCUGCGGUCAGACCAAAGCCUUCUUUGCCAACCAGAAACUCUGACCCUUGACCCGUCAGAAGAGUGACAUCACUUCACACUCGCACGCUUUCGGCUUCAGGUGCCCUUAUGGACCCCGGUGUACAUUCCACAGAAAACAUCCUCCUCCUCCUCAACGCUUGUCUUCUGUCUGUCUGCAUGCUUCUGCUGCAACGCUUGUGUCUUCCUUUACAAACUAAAACUAAAGUCAGUGUGGAACAAAUAAACAUCAUCAUCAAACGGUGCUAAAAUUCACGCGUGUGCAGUGGUGCUGGUUUUAAAGGGACAGUUCACACGAACAUUCCGCGUCAUUCAAGCGCGUAGGACGUACUUUCAUUUCUGCAACACGAGAUGUUUGGCAGAAUAUCAGUGUGAAUGUUUCAUUUCUUCAUAAACUGAGAAUUAAAGCAGUCCUCAUAUGACUGUAGGUUUGUGUGAGAAACUGAUGAGAAUCUGAAACUAAAGCCUCAGUCAUAUGAACUUCUGCUGUGAGUUUUGUCUUUCGUGAAGCAUGAGACUAGUGUGUCAUGAAAAGAUUCAGAUGAACUGUCACUUUAAAAGAAUCCCCUGCACAUCAUCCCUCGUCCCGUCUUUGACCGCAGGGUCGCAGGUGCCUCUUUCUCCAUCCUGAACGUCAUCUUUCUGCUCAGCGCCUUCACAAUCUCGUGCCUUCUCGCGCGUAUGCAAUGCAGCUCAAUGAUGUGAUGAAUGCUCCGUCUUCUGUGUUUUAAAUGUGUGAAGAAGCCCAACACGAAGCGCUCUCUCUCUCUCUCUCUCUCUCUCUCUCUCUCUGUAUGGUGUGUGUGAUCUGUGUUUGAAUUAUUAACAAUUCACAAUUUGUUUAAUCAAAGUUACUUUAUUAAUUUAUUCAUAUUACAAUCAUUCAUUUUUGGCUUUACAGUAAUGACAGUUCAGGCACAAAAUGAGCUUAAUCAUCAUUAAAGUGAUAUCACAGUGCGACGAAUGUUAAUGAUACUAAAACAAAUAUCACUUCUUUCUUUUCAUUUUGGGGUGAAGAGUGAGCCUGAGAUGACUGUACAUGAGAUUCCCACACAAACACGCUGUUGUUGAUUAAGUGAAGAAAGAUUGGCUGGCCCAGACCCAAUAACCCAAUAAUAAAAGAGAGAGAGAGAGA